AUCCGCGAUUACCCCUAUAUAUAUUUUUUUGACAAUGAACCUAAUUCCCCUAGGCUCCUACAACAAUCACUCCCACGCCUCCAAGCAGUAGCGUUCCUAGGACACAUCUCAUUUCUCCUAGGCUUGCUGUUAUUAUGCUUCCUGCUCUUAGACGUACCUGCUUCUGCUAGGUGUGCCAGUUACUUGGCUUGCCUGCCCCUAGGUGUGCCAGCUACUUGGCUUGCCUGCCCCUAGGCGUGCCAACUACUAGGCUUGCCUACCCCCAGGCGUGCCAGCUAAGAGGCUUGCCUGCCCCCUUGCCGUGCCGUGUCUAGAUGGCCGAGGAGCAGACGGAUUGGCUAGCGUGUGGAAGACGAAGGUGUCGUGCUCAGCGUGUGGCUGAGGUGGUAGCAGCCAGGGAAGAGCAGUACCAAGCCAACCUCCACCUAAGGCGGUGCAGACUGCGGGUGUUGCUGCAGGAGGAAGCCGAGAGGCAGCAGCAGGAGCUGAGGACGAGGGCUCGUCUCCUGCACGAGCAACAGCAUGCGGCACGCGUGGAGGCUGCGGCUGCGGCACUGGACCAGCAGGAACAGCAAAGACUGCAGCUCGUCCAGCUGGCUGACGAACACCGCCGCAGGCUGCAGUGUCAUGAAUACAGAGAAGCCUAUCGGAAGAGAUCAGCGGCCUAUGAAGAGUCUCGUGCCAUCGAGGUAACAUUGAGGAACCAAAAGCCGAAGCAGUACGGUGUUCCUCUUCCCCCGGGAAAGAAGCCUUAG
Cherax quadricarinatus is the source of this 755-nucleotide messenger RNA. RefSeq lists its product as uncharacterized. The record is from RefSeq and is a predicted model, not a curated record. Lineage: Eukaryota; Metazoa; Arthropoda; Malacostraca; Decapoda; Parastacidae.